This is a messenger RNA of Ahaetulla prasina, 2431 nucleotides long. It is a transcript of the gene ZNRF1, whose product is annotated as zinc and ring finger 1. The record is from RefSeq and is a predicted model, not a curated record. The transcript is spliced from 5 exons. NCBI's taxonomy places the organism in Eukaryota, Metazoa, Chordata, Lepidosauria, Squamata, Colubridae. Bases 454 to 1296 code for a protein of 280 amino acids.
CGGCUCCGGGAGCCCUCGGGAAGCCCGGCUGGGGACGGCCGGGGACGCGCCAGCACCAGCCCAGCCCGCCAGGCGCCCUUACAGCCUCGACGGCCGGACGGAGCGAGGUUCCCGCCGCGGCGGGGCUGCUUGGCCCGGAGGCCGCUCGCCGUCCGUCCGUCCUUCGGGCGCUCGCAUGCGGAGCGGCGCUAGGGGAGCCGCGCUCUUCCUCCUCGUCGUCCGCCGCCGCCUUCCGUAGGGCGGGACCCCCAGCCGCCCCCGCCGUGGAUGAGCCCGGGAGGCGCGGCGGGCCGCCCGUUGGGGCGAGGCGGCGGCGGCGGCUGCCGCUGGACGGAGGAGAGGCGGAGGGCGGGAGCGGGGCCGGCGCCGCUGCCGCUGCUGGCCGCCGCACGAUGCCCGGCGCCGCCGGGGGUGGCCUGAGCGCCUAGUGGCCCCGGCGGCUCCCUGGCUGCCAUGGGGGGCAAGCAGAGCACGGCGGGCGCCACGGCCGCGGGGCGCUCGCGCGGAGGAGGAGGCGGCGGCGGCGGAGGCGGAGGAGGCCCCUUGGCCGGAGAAGACAGCGCGGGGCCGCCGCCCGGGGGAGGCGCCCCGCACUUCGGGCACUACCGCGGCGGAGGCGGCGGCGGAGGCAGCGGAGGAGGAGGAGGAAGCGGCGGCGGCGGCGGGAGCUCGGCGAUGGGGCUGCGCAGCCGCUCCGUCAGCUCCGUGGCCGGCGUGGGCGUGGGGAUGGGCGGCGUGGAACCGGCCGGCGCCGGCAGCGUCCCCUUCGGCCUCUACGCGGCGGCGGCGGCGGCGGCGGCCAGCACCACCAGCGCGGCUUCGGCGGCGGCGGCGGCGGCGGCUUCCUCGGGCGACUCGGAGCGGGGUCCAGGCGGCGGGUCGGGCGCGGACUCCACCCCUUACGGCCAUGGCAACGGUUACCAGGAGACGGGAGGCGGUCACCACAGAGACGGGAUGCUGUACCUGGGCUCCAGGGCCUCGCUGGCCGAUGCUCUACCUCUGCACCUCGGACCCCGGUGGUUCAGUUCACACAGCGGUUUCAAGUGCCCCGUUUGCUCCAAAUCAGUGGCUUCCGAUGAAAUGGAAAUGCACUUUAUCAUGUGUCUGAGCAAACCCCGUCUCUCCUACAAUGACGAUGUGCUAACCAAGGAUUCCGGCGAAUGUGUCAUUUGCCUAGAGGAGCUUCUGCAAGGAGACACGAUAGCCCGGCUGCCCUGCCUCUGCAUUUAUCACAAGAGCUGUAUAGAUUCCUGGUUUGAAGUCAACAGAUCCUGCCCAGAACACCCGUCAGAUUGACCUCUUUCCAGGUCCUCUCACCAUCCAUCCUUAUUCCACGCACACUCCCAACUUCCUCCAAACCACCUCUGGGACACCCCCUCCCCAACGGCAGCCUGGGCAUUUUAGUGUUCAGUUCUGGACUUCAGAGGCAGAGAAGACCCCAACAAGCAACUGUCGCUCCGCAAGGCCAUCCACAAGCCCAGGCAGAGGGACGAAGAAUGGGGCAGGAGCCAGUGGCCGCCGGGCCCCCCACCCCACAGCCACGCCAUGAUGUUUGUUUGGGCUAGAGGCAGCCAUGAGCGAAACGGAGCACGAUGCGCAUCUUUGGUGCCAUUCAAGGAUUCUUCCUUCCUGCCCACACGCAGGUCCCUUUUUGCACGGGGGGGGGCGGGGCGGGGAGUGGUAGUUUACCCCUCCCUUUUUAUUUUCUUGGAACAACAAGGCCAUUUUCCCCCUCCCCUCCUGCCUCCCGCCCUCCCCAGUGCUGAGGAGGAGGAGGAGGAGAAUCAGGUGUUUUCUGUGGCAUUUUUCUGAAGGCGUUGUAAGUUUGUCUUUUCAAAUGUUUACAAAACAGCCACGUCGUGUCAACCAGCGUGCCAGGUGAUGUUUAUAAGGCUGCAUUCUCGGGUAGGUCAGGUGGGGAGCAGAACUUCCAAGACCUUUUUCUUCCCCCCUCCAUCAACAUCCCCCCCCCAUUGCCAAAAGUCCCUUUACUCUUUUUUCCUCCUCCUCCUCUUCCACCCCCCUCGACCUCCGUGCUGGCUUCAGGGGCUGUCGUCCUUUGCAAGCUCCUGCAACAAGAUCAGAACAGUUUACAGCCCUUUGUGGAGCACAGGACUGGCUUUUUUCUUAAAGCAACACACACAGAGAGGAUACGACACACACAAACACACCCCUUCCUGCCCUGCCAGUCCACAAUUGAGCACGGAGCAAAGCCUGGCUGAGCCACAGGGUUGGGGAAAACCUCUGAUGGACGGUUUUGAUCCGCAGGAAAAGUUAUCUGUAUUUAUAUAGGAAAAAAAAGAAAAAAAAGAAAACAAACUUUAAAAAUUACAAAAAAGAAAAAAAUCAAAGCUUGGGAAGGGAAACUUCCCCUAUUAGUCAAGUGUUUUGAUAUGGUAUUCAAUAAUGCUCAAUAAAAUAGUCACUGUUA